Colletotrichum karsti is the source of this 504-nucleotide messenger RNA. RefSeq lists its product as uncharacterized. NCBI's taxonomy places the organism in Eukaryota, Fungi, Ascomycota, Sordariomycetes, Glomerellales, Glomerellaceae. The coding region runs from base 1 to 504 and encodes 167 amino acids. The record is from RefSeq and is a predicted model, not a curated record. The transcript is spliced from 2 exons.
AUGUCUUUCGCCGAUAUCUCCAAGAGCCUGAGCGACAUCGAGCGCAAGGUCACGAAGUCCAAUAAGAUCAUUGCCAAGGGCAGCGACCUUAACUACAAGGACGCCAUCAAGUUGGGUGCCAAGUCCAACUCGAUCUGCAGCACGAUCAAAAAGGGCAUCAAAGACUACGGCUCCUUCGAUCCCUCUGAGGAUGAGGCCAAGAAGUUGUUGAACCAAAUGAGCACUGUCGUCGACCUCACCGAGACCCAGCUCAACUCCAUGGUUGCCAACCAGGCGCAUUUUGACAAGCUCAAGGUCGGUGGCCUUGUGAAGAAGAACGUCGAGAAAACGGAGGCGGCCAGCAAGGAGUUGUCUGAUUUGAUGAUCGCAAAGGCUCCGGCUAGCGUCAAGGCGGAGGGAGAGGCGCUGGAGAAGAGGCGCGCUGCUGCAUUCAGCAAGGCCACUGCAGCCUUCGCCGGCGCCACUGGCGGUGAGAAUGAGGAGCUUGGUGAUGACUCCGAUUAA